Drosophila grimshawi is the source of this 3531-nucleotide messenger RNA. It is a transcript of the gene MTA1-like, whose product is annotated as metastasis-associated protein MTA3. Gene Ontology annotation, cellular component: nucleoplasm; NuRD complex. Gene Ontology annotation, molecular function: sequence-specific DNA binding; transcription coactivator activity; transcription corepressor activity. The coding region runs from base 131 to 2803 and encodes 890 amino acids. Gene Ontology annotation, biological process: negative regulation of transcription by RNA polymerase II. The record is from RefSeq and is a predicted model, not a curated record. The transcript is spliced from 13 exons. Lineage: Eukaryota; Metazoa; Arthropoda; Insecta; Diptera; Drosophilidae.
AAUGCAAUCAUAACAACUUAAAUUUUAUGCUAAUAAAUGUGCGCUAAUUUGAAACAAAACUAUUGAAAAACAGUGCUGAACAAGUGCCGAUUAUAUUACAUGUGAAAUUUGGUGCGAAAGUUUUGUGAAAAUGGCCACAAAUAUGUAUCGAGUCGGAGACUACGUCUACGUUGAGACAACGCCGAAUAGUCCCUUCCUGAUACGCCGCAUCGAGGAGCUGAAUAAAAACCAAACCGGCAAUGUGGAGGCAAAGGUCAUGUGUUUCUACCGGCGUCGUGAUCUGCCCAACCCGCUUGUACAGCUGGCCGAUAAGCAUCAACUGGCAACAGCCGAGGAUUCGCCGCUGGCAACGAAACUGAAGAAAACCUGGCUUAGAACACCGGUGGGCGAGGAGCAGGCGGCGCAAGCUGUGCUCGAUCCCUCAAUAGCUGCACUCGAAGAGGAACGCACCAGUCCAACGCAUGCGUCCGCCGGCGCCACCACCGGCAAUUCCAGCACCAAUAACAAUACCAACAACAAUAAUAACAAUAACAACAACAGCAGCAGCAACAACAGCAACAGCUCUGCGAGCGGUGCUGCUGCAACAGCGGGUGGCGGUGGUGGUGGUGGUGAUGGAGAGAAGAGCGAAGCGCUAACCAGCAAACAGCGAUACCAGAUCAAGCAUCGCGAACUGUUUCUAUCGCGACAAGUUGAGUCGAUACCCGCCACACAAAUCCGAGGGAAGUGCUCCGUGACGCUGCUCAACGAGACGGAGUCACUGCAAAGCUAUCUCAAUAAAGACGACACAUUCUUUUACUGUCUGGUCUUUGAUCCCAAUCAAAAAACGUUGCUUGCCGAUAAGGGCGAGAUACGUGUCGGCAGUCGUUAUCAGUGUGAUAUACCCGCUAAGCUAAAGGAUACCGCCACGGAUGAGCGUAAGCUGGAGGAGCUUGAGUCACUGGUAUGGACGCCCGAGCACAGUUUGACUGAUCGUAAGAUCGAUCAGUUUCUUGUCGUGUCGCGUUCCAUUGGCACCUUUGCCCGCGCCCUCGACUGCAGCAGUUCGGUGAAGCAGCCUUCAUUGCAUAUGUCAGCAGCGGCGGCCAGUCGAGACAUCACCCUGUUUCACGCCAUGAACAUUCUGCACAAACACGAAUAUUCAAUUGAGGAGUCCAUGUCCUCGUUAGUUCCUUCCACUGGGCCAGUACUCUGUCGCGAUGAAAUCGAAGAUUGGAGCGCAUCGGAAGCUAAUCUGUUUGAGGAGGCGCUAGAUAAAUAUGGCAAAGACUUUAAUGAUAUACGACAAGAUUUUCUUCCGUGGAAAACGCUAAAGCAGAUCAUUGAAUACUACUAUAUGUGGAAGACCACCGAUCGUUAUGUGCAGCAGAAACGCGUUAAGGCCGUCGAAGCGGAACUUAAGCUCAAACAGGUCUACAUACCGCAAUAUAAUAACAAUGGCAAAGGCAACGGCACCAGUGUGAAGGCGGCCAACGUUUCAGGUGGCAUCUAUAAUGGCACCACCAAUGGCGGCGCCGACUUGUCCAACAAUGGCAAACCCUGCGAAUCGUGCGGAACAACAAAAUCAUCACACUGGAAUUCCUUUAGCAAUGGCCACCUACCUUGUCGACUGUGUCAGAGUUGUUGGGACUAUUGGCGAAAAUACGGUAGUAUGAAGUCGGCGAAUAAGGGCGAUGCCAACGAUGGGGAGGCUAAGAAAAAGGCUGCCAUUGCAGCGAUUCCAGUUGCAGCGGUAACUGCAACCGGCGUCACCACAGUGGUAGAUCUUAAUGAUGACGAGAAAGUUAGUGAUCUGAGCAAUCGUCAAUUGCACAGGUGUUCCAUUGUCAACUGUGGCAAAGAGUUCAAGUUAAAGACCCACCUGGCGCGCCACUAUGCGCAAGCGCACGGCAUCGCCAUCAGUUCGGGUUCGCCGCGGCCCAUCAUGAAGACGCGCACUGCCUUCUAUUUGCACACGAAUCCAAUGACGCGUGUGGCUCGCAUUGUCUGCCGGAGCAUUGUGAAGCCCAAGAAGGCGGCGCGGCAGAGUGCAUAUGCCAUCAAUGCGCUCUUGGUCAAGCAGGAAUUUACGAAUCGUAUUAGCGGCAAAUCGCAGACGGAAAUUAAAAAGAUGCUUUUGCUCAAGCCCAAGGAUCGUGGCAGCGUCACAAAAAUAGCAAAUCGUUUGGGCGCACCGGGCAGCGGUCCACACGAAUGGCUGGUGCUGACGCCCAAGGAUAAAAUGCCACAGCCGGUUGUUGUCUCAUUCCCCAAGCCGCCGAAGGCGCCUGACGGCAGUUUACUCUACGAACGUGUGCCCAAUAAAACGCCCGAUGUGGUCGCCGUGCCCGUAACGGCUGACAAAGAACUAUCAAUAAUUCCAGCGCAGGCAACAUCUACGAUACGCAAGCGUGCGCACGAGGAACAGCAACUCAAUGGUACCGAAGUGACCAUUGUGCCCAGUGGACCACCUGCCAAACGCCCCAACAAGGAUCCUAUGCCCUCGCAUUGCCCCAGUCCCGAACAGUUUGCCGCAAUGAUGGCGGCAUCGGGCCAGCCGCUCUCCAGACAUCACCUAAACGGCAAGCAGAAGAUUGCGCAAAUGGCACGUGGUGGCAACGGACGUAAGCAAGUCAUUAGCUGGAUGGAUGCACCGGAUGAUGUUUACUUUAGGGCUACGGACGUACACAAAAAAACACGAAAAAUACUCUCAGCUGUGGAUUUGCGUCGAGCGGCGCGCAAGCCAUGGCGCUCACUGCCCAUCAAGUCAAUGGCCCCUGAGCCGAGUAGCAAACCUAUUGAAUCACAAAUCGUUAUACUGGACUGACCGUCGACGGCAGAUAUAUUAGCAUCAGCAUCAGCAACAACAAAAACAACAACAGAAGCAACAACAGCAAGAUCAGCAACAGUAACGGCAGCAGCAGCAACAGCGACAAAGUUGAUGUCAUAUUCAGUCAACAGAUUUGAACAGCAACAUCCGCCAUUUCCAUAUACAAUGGAUGCAUUGCUAAACUAAUGACCCAGAUUCUGUCUUUAGUGGCUUGCCAUGUACAUACAUACAUCCAUACAUACACUUAAAAUCACACACUCCUUGCAUGCAUACAACAAAGAGAAAACAAACAAACAAACAGACCCCCGCAUACAUAGUACAUAGACAUACAUACAUCAUACAUAGUGUAGGCAAGUGUUGCAGCAUCCACUAUACAUCAUAUGCCGUUGGUAAAACCCCCCUCCCUAUUUCACUAGCAGAAAACCAACAACUGACAGCAACAAGCAAAAACCACUUUACUAGCGCUUAAAUAAAUGUCUUUUAAAAAAACAUAAACAAAUAGUAAGAUAGUAAGUGUUAAGAUUUAAAGCAAUAGUAAGCACAACGCGAAACAAAUCAAAUAUUUAUUAAUAAUUUACAUAAUUUUUACCUUUUUUAAUCUCAAUAUAACGUACACAAAGAAAAACCACAAUUUUGACUACAAUUUUGGACAUGCAUGAAACUCAAGGAAUACGAUCAUUGUUUCUAUAUUAUUUUAUGUGUUGUAGGCAUUUUAUAAAAUAUAU